Pseudo-nitzschia multistriata is the source of this 1622-nucleotide messenger RNA. NCBI's taxonomy places the organism in Eukaryota, Bacillariophyta, Bacillariophyceae, Bacillariales, Bacillariaceae. The record is from the annotation of a GenBank genome assembly.
GUCAGACUGAGAAGCCCUGCAAUGAGAACGCUCCAGACAAUCUUCAUAGAACACACCACGCUGCACUCAAAAGAGCCAAGCCAUGUCCGUUCGGUUGGAUACUAUCCAAUCUCUCGGGAGAAACCUGAAGGAUUGGUGCCGACAUACCCUUCCCCUGAUUUGUUUGGCCCGAUACUCGUCCGAUCGGCCCAUCGAUUGGUUUUUCUUUUGGAUCGGUUACAAGUGUUGUUGUAGGUGCUGGGGAUUGGGGAAAGGUUUUCGAACAAACAGGAAUUCAAAUGCGAGUGCGAGUGCGAAUAAGAAUGUGUUAUCUGUUGAUGGAGUKGAAUUGGAUAGUCCCACGGGAAAGCUCAAGAAGAAGGGACAAACGUUACAGGAAAGAGAUACGAGCGAUACCUUUAUGCACAAUUCUAUCGAAAGCAUACAGCUCACGGACCUGCCAUCUGUCGUGAUUUCGAACGUGGCUUGUUGCUUGCAUGUGAAAGAUAUGACGGCCCUGGAUGUUGCAAUCCGGUCAGGUUGUUCGGCUGCUUUUAUUGCUUCCGAUGAGCAACAAGAAAGCCAAACAACAACAAUAACACAAUCAAGACGCGACGCUUCAGUAAUUCUACACGACGUUUGGAAGCGACUCUGGUAUCGCGAUUACGGCGACGUCUUGCUCAGGUGGAGAAUUUCUCGGGAGGCACUUCAACGUUCUCUGGCGUCGUUGGGAACAAAGGUAUCACGUUCUUGCGACAGGAACCAAUGGCUGGAAGAGGAGCUCUCGCGUUUUCUCGACGACAACAAGAGCACGAAAGACUUUUAUUUUAUAUUUGGGGAAUGCUACAUGGACUAUAUUUUGGCCGGGAACAACAAAGCCGACGGCUGCUACCUCGGCUUACACGGGCACGUCUUUGAUUUUACUACCUUUGCCGACUACCACCCCGGCCUCGUCGAACCCAUUUUGAAGGAAUGCGGAGGCGAUGCUACGUUUUUCUUCGAGGACCUCCCCCACUCGGAAGGGGCCCGGAGGAUCGCCGAGCGGCUCUGCGUGGUGGUGCACCACGGAUCCAUGGACCGUUCCAGAGACGGCGAGCCCAGUGGCGGCCACCGGUGCGGCCUGGAGCUGGUGAAGAGCGGGGCAGAGGACGCCUCGGAACUGGAGCGGGUGCUUCGAUCUUCGAACACCCGCCCGCCCCCCCUCGCGGACCAAAAAGGAAGCGGCCGGAGUCGAAACCACCGAUGGAAGGCGCACCACGUCCUCCCUCGCCGCCGCAUGCCUAUGCGGCACGCGACGCUAGAAAGGAUCCGGACCAAGUUCCACGAAGAACGGUCGUCGCAAUUGGAAUUGCUGCGGCGGCAGCUACAAACGCAACAAAACCGGUUUUGGAAGCAAGUAGACAAAGAAUCGUUGAAAACCCGCAUUUAUUACGAUCCGUUUCUUGAAGAAUGGAUUCGAUGGGCCCCAUAGUGCAGUGAAAUUGCGGGAAUGCUGCAGCACUAGGUUGAAUUGGACUGGAACAGAAAUGUGGUCCGAUAAAGAAAGAGCUUAUACGCUUUCGAAACAAUCCUAACCGCACAGAACAAAAUUGUUACAUUGGAACAACAUUUCUGUACAAAGUAACUAAAACAUAAGAAGAAUA